Molecule: messenger RNA, 513 nt
Organism: Penicillium argentinense
Lineage: Eukaryota; Fungi; Ascomycota; Eurotiomycetes; Eurotiales; Aspergillaceae
Product: mitochondrial 37S ribosomal protein uS8m
Exons: 1
Coding region: 1-513 (170 amino acids)
Biological process (GO): translation
Cellular component (GO): mitochondrion; ribosome
Molecular function (GO): structural constituent of ribosome
Source: RefSeq, a predicted model, not a curated record
AUGUCUCUCGUCAACCUCGCCCACGUUUGCUCCCACCUGAACAAUGCCACCAAGGCUCGUCUCAGUCUCACCUCUAUCCCCAACAGCAACCUCCACCUGAAGCUGUGUCUCGCCAUGCAGAACUCCGGCUACCUCUCCUCCGUCGUUCGCGGAGGGCCGACUCCUCCACCCGCCCACCCGAUCCUGGGAUAUCCAGCUGCCAAUGACGAGGCUGAAGGUGUGGAGGCGGUCACACGCGAUAACGUUGCCUCGCGACGCCUCUGGCUCGGUCUGAAGUACUGGAAGAACGAAUCUGUCCUCGGAAAGGUCAAGAUGGUCAGCAAGCCCACACGCCGAGUGAAUAUCGAUGUUGAGGGUUUGCGACGGGUCGUCCGUGGUGAGGAUGCUGGCUCCGUAGGUGGACUGCGCUCACCCGGUGAGAGUCUGUUCCUGUCGACAGACCGCGGUAUUCUCGAGGCGCGCGAGUGUGUGGAGAAGAAGAUCGGUGGCCUGGUCCUGUGCCGCGUACUCUAA